UUAUUUACCAGUAGCAGCAAAUGAUAUAAAAUUCAGUUUGUUAUACGACCAUAGGCAGUUUACAGUAGGGAAAUUUGGAGUCAUGUUUGAGCUGUGCAGCCUGUAGCUCUUUUAAAGGCAGACAGUCCAGCAGCAGUCUUCACAACCAUUUGCAUCCAAGGACCGAAAUAAAGACAUUUCCUCAUGACUUGAGCUGCGAGACUUGACCCCAAAUCAUGACAAUGACCUUCUUUGGAAAACUGAAGAACCUACACAGUGGACCUCCAGCUCCACCCAGGAGGACAGAUAACAAUGCAGAAUUUGCGUGGCCAAAGGAUGAAUUUGAUGAUGAGGAAGGUGACAUGUAUGAAGUGCCUCCCUGUGAGCGUCCGGCUGUGAAAGUCCCACAGAGACAAGUGGAGGAAAACGUUUAUCUGGAGAGGACGUCCAAUCCUUCUCCUCCACAGAGGCAGGCUGCUCCUCCACCACCCAGACCAGUCAAUCUCUUGAAACCUCAACCACGUUCUGAGGAUUUCUUCCAUGAUCCCAAAACUAAGAAACCACCUGAGAUAGACAGAAGUGAGAAGCCUGGGAGAAAGCUGAUGCCUCCUCCACCGGUCCCCUCUGCUCCAGCUCCAGUCCCUGCAUCCAACACUGAGGAAGAUGUGUAUCUGGAUCCAAAUGAAGAACAGGAAGAUAAUGACGACCUGUAUUUAGAGCCUACAGCUGCUUGCCCUCCUCCCUCUCGUGGGCCAGUAAGGAUGUCUCUAUCUCCCAAGACAGCCCUUGUACCCUCUCCCAUUUCCAUGAAGAAGCCUCCGGUUCCCAGAGCUCAGUCUAAUUCAUUCUUGCCCUCCUUAAAUGAGCUAAAAAUGGCUCCUUCAGCUGAAGUAAGACGUACCACAUUUCCUACCAAACCCCCUCCACCAACCCCCAGUUUUAAGCCCCCUCUGCCAGCAAACCUGAAGGAAGCCAAACCCAGCCCUCUGAAUCCUCCUAUGGCAGACACUAAGCUUGUGGCCUCCUCUGGUGGUGUGAGGGCAACCAAACAAUGUGGAAACAAGGACAAAGAAUGGUUUGCUGGAGACUGCAACAGAAAGGCAGCUGAGGAUCUCUUACUGAGGGUCAACAAGGACGGUGCCUUUCUCAUCCGACACAGCUCAGCCCAAAGCACCCGACAGCCGUACACCCUCGCUGUGCUCUACCAGCAGAAGGUGUACAACAUUCCUAUCCGCUUCCUGGGGGACACACAAGGUUACGCCCUUGGAAAAGAGGGCAAGAAGAAUGAAGAGAUUUUUGGCACCCUCAACGAGAUGAUUUCUCACCACAAGAAUAACCAGCUGCUUUUGAUAGACAGCAAGAGCCACGCCAAGCACACAGCGUAUUUAACCCACCCUGCACGGCCUUAAACCACAGGACUAGGAGCUUCUCUCACACUGUAUUCAUGUGGGUUAUUUGAGGAUAACUGCACAGUUUGAAAGUUUACUGUGUGUCACCAAAGUGUAACUACAACUCAGAAAUGAAAUCAGUCACACAGCUAAAAGCACUGUUUCUUUAUUUUGUUUAUAGAUUGAUAUAGACAAUCCAAAAUUUUAAUGCACUGAAAUAUUAGCAGAGAUUACGUAAAUGUCACAAACAGUUGCUCCAACGGUUUAACUCAGCUGACAACAGCAUAAACUUAAAGUUUGACGAAGUGAUUUUCCUGCUCUGUCAUCACUUCAGCAACGACUGCACAAGGUUAACUGCUCUCUACUGAAAAGGAAAAUGUGUCACUGUAUUACUGUAACAGUCAUUUAGCCUGGAUGUUUCUGCCUUUGGAUGAAGAAGUGAUGAUGUUGCUAUCAGUUGACUGUAUCGCUGACUCUUAAUCAUAGAAACUGUGUAUUUCUGCUGUUAGAAGAUAUGAAACCACACCACAAUAGCCUUCCAGUGUGCAUCAAUCUUUGUGCCUUCUGCUCGUUUUCAUUAUCACUGUGAAGUCAUGUGUGAUGAACUGUUGAGAUAAAUGUUUCCAUGAAUUAGUCAUUUUAGUCACAAGUACAGGUUUGGGGUGUAUUUUUCUUUCGAAGUUUAGUUUAGUUUGAUUACUUUGUUUUUAAAUAUACAUUGUGUGUUACAGGCAUCCUUGUCAGUGCGAUAUUGUAGAUAUUGUGCAAUAUAAAGUCAAAAUGUUCCUGCUUUACAUUAUUUAAUUGUAUUUGUUUUACAACAGUUCCCUAUAUUUCCUGUUGUUGAUCAGUUACCAUCAGUUAACCGGAACCAAAACAUUUAUUUGACUUCCUGUGGUGUGUGUGUGGUUUAGAUCAGGGACACUCAACUUGCCUGGGAACCACUUUUGCAAAAUUACAGGAGGCCAGGGGUGAUUUAAUAAACAAACAUGAAAAAUUAGUAUAUAAAUGAACAGCCUGGACCUCUGUCUGUGAGAUCCUCCCCUGCCACCAUUUUUACAUUUUACAUUAUUAUUACAUUUAAAGUACAAAAAAAAAAAAGUGUAAAUCAAUUUAUUUUCAUUUUGAAUUAGAAAAUGGUUGGCAGGCCAUCUGGCACCCUGUCGUGGGCCAAAUUUGGCCCU
Messenger RNA from Epinephelus fuscoguttatus (brown-marbled grouper), 2551 nucleotides. Its product is annotated as B-cell linker protein. The coding region runs from base 216 to 1388 and encodes 390 amino acids. NCBI's taxonomy places the organism in Eukaryota, Metazoa, Chordata, Actinopteri, Perciformes, Serranidae. The transcript has 20 exons. The record is from RefSeq and is a predicted model, not a curated record. Gene Ontology annotation, biological process: cell surface receptor protein tyrosine kinase signaling pathway; intracellular signal transduction.